ACAUUAUCUUAAAUGUUUAUAGUCUCGUCACAUAAUUUGUCAAAACAGACCUCUUCAUUCAAAUUCCAUUCAAUUCCGUCUUCAGUACAAAUGACAAGUUAUCAUUAACUUUUAAUCACAGAGAGAAAUCAGAGUACAUAAUAAGUGAUAUUUACUAUUUACUGAUGUUGUGGUAAAAUAAUUUGUCCAUUUAACUGUGGUUAGUUAGGUUAUAUGGUUGCUCUGUAAUACAUAUCAUUAUAUUUAAUAAACCAGAGUUUGAACUAUUUUAUUUUGGAAAUAUAAAUUCCUUUCGUUUUUACAUUUAAGAAGAGAUACUUCAAAACUUUUUUUUAAUAUGAACAAUUCUGCAGCAAAGGUAGGAGAAAUCUUUAGGGAGGCAGGAACUGCCUUCAAUAAACUGUCCGAGAUGACAAUGCUUCUACAUCCUAUGGGAGACACACAACCAGGAGGUAAAUGGACAGAUGAAGAAAUUGAAAUGCUCCGUAGCUGUGUACAUCGCUUUGCAGUUGAUCUCAAUAAACUAAGUCAGCACAUAAAGGCCAGGACAGUUUCCCAAAUUCGAACUACACUAAAGAAAAAGGCCUUUGAAGAUGCAGGUAUACCAGUAAGGCAGGUAAGCAGUACGGUGACCAGCACAACGCAGCAGACACCUCAGGUAGUCCCACCACUGAGCAUCAUCAGCCAACCGAGCGUGUUAGGAAACAACGCUGAGGUAACAUUGAACAUGCUGAACGCUUCAGAAAAUGAAGUGGAUGUUGAAGGUCUGACCGGGGAUGUAAAAUUGGAGUUUGAAGCCAGUAACGAGGAAGUGGUUGCCUGAAACUUGUUUAAUCUUUCGUACUAAUCGGGUAACAGUCUUAUUUUGCACUGAAGCGUACUUUACAACAUACAACACGAACUUAAUACAAAUUGACUAAGCAUCUUGCAAGUAAUAAUAUCUAAUAUAUUUUGAAAGAGACUGUCUUAACAUAAAAAAUAUAUCUAUUGUAUUAAUAAAAUAUUUUUCAAUGAAGUCUUAAUAAUUAACAAGUUGGAUCUCAAGUAUAUUAAUGUAACAAAUACAAGUCUAUUUUGAAUAUUUUAAUUUAGAUUAUUUAAAAAUAAUAUAAACAAAAAUUACUUGCAAACGCUUAUAUCAAAUCGCUUAUGUCGUAAGGCUAUUUCACGCCUCAGUGCUUAAUAGGCUUAGAGCUUACUUUAAAUGGCUUGUGGAAAUAAUAAGAACUAUAUCCAAUUAAUAAAUAAUUUGUCAUUUAUAAAAAAAAUAAUGUACCAGAUUUUGAUAAAAUUGUUAUAAUAUUAAACCCCACUUAAUUGGAUAAUUAAUACAUGAAAUAUAAUAUACAAUACAACACGUAAUCGUUAAAAAAAAAACUUUUUUGUGACUGAAAUGUUAUUAACUUUUUUUUUAUACAUUAUUAAAGUCGACCUUAACUGAUAGCAAUAUAUAGUGUUGUCUCCUCUAAUUAUAAUCAAACAUACAAACGUUCAACAACCCAUUUUACAUACGAGCAGCCACAUAAAAGAUUUUUUUAAUCAUAAUUAAUUGAAAAAACUGACAUAUCUUUUAACUAUAAGCAAGAAAUUGCUAAUGUUAAUAUAAAAUCUAUAAUACUAAAAUGUUGAUAUAAUUUGAGUAAUGUUAGCCAUGGUAAUAAUUUUAUCCGCAAGCCAUAACCCGAUAGUACGAAGAAAAAAAUCGGAUGGGAAAAAAAAUGGUAGGUACCUAAGAUAUUUUAAGUUUCAAUUUAUUUUCAAGUUUUGGUGUCUAAAUAUAUAUCAUUAGUCUUGUGAAAAUCAUCAAAUUUUAGUAUAAAUAUUAUGCAUAAUUUUUCUUAUAUUUCUAGAAGUUAUAUUAUAAAAGAAAGUUUUUAGUAAAUUAACUUACAACAUACACAUACAUAUAACAUACAUCGUGUGCGUGUGGUGACGAUUUUAUAGACGCGGAUUCGCGUUUCCAUAACACAGUUGUAUUUAUUAUUAUUAUUGUAUUUAUAACUCAUCAGAAAUAAUAAGUAACGCGCCAUAAUAUUAUUUAUGAUAAUUUUGUGAGUGGAUCACACCUGAACGUAAAAAAAAAUCGCUGAAAAGCGCGCUUUGCACUGGAUAGGUUGAAAACCAUAGUACUUUAAUAUGCCUCUAGAGUCUAGACUGUAAAUAUAUUGUACAUUUUUCAAAGUAGUCCACUUUUAUAAACUUUUGUCCCGCAUAUGGCCUUGACAUGGUAUAAAGAUACCAUUUAAUACGACUUACAUAUUCAUAAAUCAUAUCCCCUUUCUCCGUUAUGGUGUUGACCCAACUAUUAAGAAAUAUUUUUACAAUCUUUGUUUUUUUUUUCAUAUUUAUAACCCAUUCAUGCAACAUCAUCUAUUUGACAUUUUUACAUACUCUAAUAUAAUUAACAACAUUUUUUUUCUUUUGUUUAAAAAAAUACACAGACCUUAUUCAAAAGCAAUAUUCAAUACAGGCAAUAUACAUUAUGUUAAACCGAUCAUAUGUAGUUAGUUUUAAUUUAUUUCUGAAUUACAUCAACAUUCGAUAAACUAUUCUUUACUAAACAAUAGUUGAAUGGUUAAUUAUGACGGAAAGAGAUAUUAUGUGUGAGAGAAAUGUAUAGUUAAUUUAAAUUGGGUAUAAUAAGAAAAAAAUUCUCAAAUUAAACCUUUUACUUAUAUUGGCGAGUCUUCCGACUGGGCAAGUAACAUAAUUUUUAUCCAGACAAUUAUCGGGUAAUUCUCGUUGUUUAUAUAUGCAUGGGCGUUGCAGAGUUCCAGCAGUAAAACCCCAGAUGAUGUUGAAUCGCGUAAUAUGAAUAAUUUGCGUUAUAUUUAAUGAUCGUGGAUACAGAUAGCAACUCCCAUGUUUACGACUAUUUCCAAUUCUUCAUAAUAUUUGUAAUAAUGUAUUUUGUUAGAUACUUAGGAUCAUGACAGAAUAAAUUGUUAGUAAUAAUUGAUGACAACACAACGUCAGUCAAAUUAAGUUUAGUUUCGACGCAGAUAUAUAGUUACAGUUAAUAGCUUAAAAUUGUAUAACUUAGCAUAAAAAAAUAGAAAAAAUUAUACGAAAACCUUGCAUAUAGCAAAAUAGAAAAAACCAAGGUUGGAAUUAAAAUUAAAUGAUUAUUGAUAUUUAAUAUAAAUUCUUUAUUAUAAUAAAAAAUAGACAUGUUUAUGUAAAAAACUUACUUGCACUGUAUUCAAGCGCUCAUUCUAUUACAAUCUUUCAACGUGUGAUCUUAUUAAGUAGUUAUUUCUAAGUACCUUAAUAUUUUAAGUUUCUUUCUUAGCCCAAUGGUAAUCAAUAAACUGUCUGUUCACUGGUAUUAUUAAUAAGAGUAGAGAAUUUCAUUAUACAUAAUGUUUAUAUUAUGUGUAACCUCACCUUAGACAACUAUUUUACUAUAUCUCUCCAAAGACUAAGGUAUAGGUUAAGAGUAGAAACAAAUCUACGAUGCUAAAUAUUUUCAUUCACAAAUUUUAACUUAAAUAUUACAAUAAAUAUUUAUAUAUUAUUAUACAUACACGUUUUGCAUAUACUAAGAAAUAAUAUUUAUAUAAAGUAAGCAAUAAUUCUUUAUAGUUAUAAAGUUUUAAACAAUAAGAAUGAUAUAAUAUAGUCGGGAUAAACACUUCAAAGAAUGUAAACAAAUAUUUUUUGUCUACUUCCAAAAUUAUUGCGUAUAACUAUAAUAUAGAUUGUUUUAUACUGUCAAAAGCAAAAUUGUAACUGUAUUAAUGAAUAUACACAAACAUACACUACUUCGGUUUGAAAACCAUGAUGACCUCUUUUGAUCAAUAAAAAAAUCGAAAAAGAA
Molecule: messenger RNA, 3820 nt
Organism: Nymphalis io (European peacock)
Lineage: Eukaryota; Metazoa; Arthropoda; Insecta; Lepidoptera; Nymphalidae
Product: chromatin complexes subunit BAP18-like
Exons: 5
Coding region: 338-823 (161 amino acids)
Cellular component (GO): MLL1 complex; NURF complex
Source: RefSeq, a predicted model, not a curated record